AAGGCUAAAAAGCGGGUGAUUGGGUUCUCCGACUAAAAUGUGAUAUAUUAUGUGUACAGCUAAAAUUGCCGAUGUUGUUCCCGCUGUUGUUGCAUGGAGUCUUAUAAUAAGUUUAACAACAGUCUACCUCGUCUUUAUGUAACGUGAUUUAGUUAAUAAUACCCUUAAAAAUGUAGCUGUUUCCAGUUCGCCGCAACUUACUCUUGGUCUAUAUUUGUUCUUCAUGCUAUUCUAGUUUUAUAUGUGCUAUGCUGUUUAACGCGUACAACAUUUAUGGAUCCCGGUUAUUUUCCCUUUGCUACCGAGGGAGAAGCUGAAUAUGAAGAAUCAAAGUCUGCCCCUGUGCAUCGGGAAUAUAAUAUUAACGGGGUCUUGGCUAAAGUCAAAUGGUGUAGUACAUGUCUUUUCUAUCGUCCUCCUAGGUGUUCACAUUGUUCUAUAUGUAACCGGUGUGUGGAUACUUUUGACCACCAUUGCCCUUGGGUCAACAACUGUAUCGGAAGGAGAAAUGCACGCUACUUCUUUAUGUUUCUAGUUUCGCUUACGCUGCACAUGAUUGUUGUCCUCAGUAUAACUCUAGCAUCUCUCUUACUCAAUGAGCAACCGAUCGUUUUUUAUACGAACAUUAUACGUAUUGUUGUAUUAUCCCUGGUUGGUGUUAGUUUCAUUCCAGUUUUCGGACUAACUUCAUUCCACGUAUAUCUAAUAUCCCGAGGGAUGACAACCAAUGAGCAGGUUACGGACAAGUUUCGUGGGCUGUUAAAUCCAUUUACUUUAGGCUGUUUAUUAAACUGGCGAAAGUUUUGUUGUGAACCUCAGUUUCCCCGACGUUAUGCAGAUGGAAAUCCAGCAAAAUCACGUCAUCUUGUGUGCACAAAACUGAGAAAAAAUAAAUUUAAUAAAUUGCAUGGUUUAACUGUUACCGGCGAUGAUUCUGAUGAUGAUGUUAUCAACACGUAUGCAGAAUCAAAUCAUAAACUUCUUAUGGAUCAUGCAUAUAACACUGAUGUUAACAACAACAAUAAUAAUAAUACUCAAGGCAGUAAUAAUACACUUCAACAAGAUGAAAUUGCAAUUUUGGAUUCUAAAACUACUGCUACGCUUUAUGGAAAGAAAUUUUCCAGUGGAAAAUAUUCUUCAUACACUUCCAAAACACCAUCAAGUUAUCUUUAUCGUCAACAUGUAUCGGACCAUGAUCAAAGUAGUAGUAGUGCUCGAUCAAUCAAUCAGUUGAUACCGCGUGGACCGUUAGUGAACAAUGAUGAAGAACCGUUAUCUUCUGUUAUCGCUAGUCUAGUAUCGAAUAAGAAUAAUAUGGCAACAGCUGCAAGAAAUCUCCAGUUGGAUAACAAUAAUGAUAAUUUUUCAGUCAGUGACCAAAACAUCCCAUCUGCAAAUGCAAGGCCAUCUGCUGAUUCUCUCGGCACUUUGGAUAGCGUUAGCCAACCUCGUGGUCAUCAAAACUCAUGCAAUAACAGUGGUAAAGUAUUAGUAGAUGCUACUAGCAUUAGUCUUUCUGGUUGGAGUGAAGAUGCAGUUUCAUUAAAAACACUAGAUCGUCUUAUCGGUAUUACACGUCAUCAAACAACUGGAGGGAAUGAUACUGGAAUUGCUGUAUGUAAUGGGGUUGGUGGAGGCAGUAGUGGUCCAACCUAUCUAGCUACUGAACGUAUUCAAGAAAAUGGUGAAUCACUUAUUGAUUCUUCAACUUCAGCUCUAGAAAGAAACAUUUCAAAUGACCAAGAUUCCACAAAUCUUACUUUUUCUGCUUCUCAUAUCAAUGGUUAUACAGGUGUGUGUGUGUCUACAGCUGACUCAGUUAGUCAGCAUUUUACGCAUACUCUACCUCUUUAUCAACAAAAUAUUCCACGUGCAUCCGGUGAGAACGAUUCCUACUGUAACUUCUAUACAGGAAGUGUUACAGGUAUCAUUGGAAAUGAAAUUAAUGGAGCUGCUAGUAGUAUUGGUGGAGCAACUGGCGGCAUAGAAAAUAAUGCAAAUCAUUCGAUUAACACUCCACCUGUUGUCUCCAACUUAACCAAUGUAUACAAUCAUGUUGACAAUUCUUUACAACAAACUGGUGGUAAUUUCAAUGUCAACCACUCUAAUACAAAUAGUAUUCACUUGUAUAGUUCUAAUCCAAUCAGAAAUAUUAAUAAUAACAGUUCAGUGGUGAACAUGAAUUCAAAUGAAUCUAUGUUAAUUAUGAAUGGACCAGUUAUUUCAACAUCUAAUAAUUUAGGAAUAAUAAAUAACUUGAAUCGUUCAACAUUCAACAGUAAUAACAGCCAGUCCAAUUCCCUUGAACUGUCACGCAUUCCAUCAUCAUCAUUAUAUCAUUCAAGUGGUCGUAGUACAACGCGUCAGUUAAACGAACGUGCACCAGCAACAGUUGUCGAUCAAGUUUUCUGUCCACAAUCAUCUGACCAGUCACCUAGUGCAAGUCGAUUCAGUUUCAUUUUUUCUCCACUUGAUGUAAGUGCACCGCAUGCAUCUCAAGAAACUUUAAGUACAGCAGCAUCUCAAACAUCUAUUUUACUUGGUUCACCCUCUAGUCCAAGAAGUUUUCAAACUCCUAGCACUUCAACAACAGAUCGUUUAACAGUAGGACUUGGUGAUGUUAGUGAUGAAUUCGUUCAUUGUACCAGUAGGACUGGUACUAUGCUACCGUCAUCUCGUACGUUAAAUUAGGUAUUUCUAUGAAUUUUCUUAUCUGUCAGCUUUAUAGUACUCUAAUUCUUUCAUAUGUAGUAUGUUCAUCCCUUGUUAAUUUUUCUUGUUUCACUUAUAAUUUUAUUUUUGAAAUAUAUAUGUCUCCCUGUUGAGUAAUAGCAUUUUGGGUUUCAGCUGAAUAGCGAUUGUGUAUGUGUGUGUGCGUAUAUAUGUUUUCUUUUUUGAAUGGUUAUUACCGUUGGGAAUCGGCCAAUAUCUCAUGAGAAUGAGAAACUCUUUCUCUGUUCUGCAUCAAUUAUUUCGUCCAACAUUGAUGUGAAUCUAAUCGGUAUACUGUCUACUUUUGUUUCAUUAUGUUGAUUUCAUCAUACCCAUGGUUGGUUUGAUUUUAUUUCUACAUUCUCUUCUGGAUUAUUAUUAACUUUUCCCAGCCAAUAAGCUGAUUGUUCACUUUUGUGCACUUCUGACAUACAACCAUUGAUCAGUGAACAAUUACCAUUAUUAUUAUUAUUAUUAUGUGUUGAUUUAUCUUUGUGGAAUUGAAAACUUAUGUAUUACUUCUCCUGUACACCCACUCAUCAGUGAAUCGAUUUAGGACAACUGACUAUUCAAUGAGAAAACGCCGACAAAUCAUGUAAAUGUGAAUUAUCGUUAUAUUUAUGAACAUUUUAUUGCAACAUUUAUCUGCCUAGUUUAUUGUUAUUCAAAUGUAUAUGUCAUUUUGCUGAGAUGAAACUUUUCUGUGUAAUCUGUCCUUCUUUGUUCUCAGUUCUUCUGGUGGUUGUUGAUGAAGUACCUAAGUCUACCCAUCUCUUCUAUUUCUCAUGGUUUCACCAAUCCUUUUCACCUUCAUGUCUGUCAGUCUCAACGUGUCCUUUGUCGUCUCUCUCGCUCUUUCUCUGCACAUUCUCAAUUAUGUUUGUAUUCGUUUUUGUUGUAAAUUCAGAUCAUUUCUCUAACAAGUUGGCUAGUUAUCCUUACUUCAUCUUUUUCUAUGCACACAGGUGAUAAACGUUUCAUAUAUGCUUGAAUGUUUAGUUUUCAAAUAUAUAGACCUAAAUUAUGCGUAAGUGUACAUGUCUUCAAGUUCACUCCUAUGAUCCUUAAUGCAUAUUUGUAAUAUCUCUGUGUGUAUAUGCAGAAUUAUUUUUGCUUGCCUGGUACUGGAAGUGUUUACACAUCAUUUGAUUGAUAUAACAUAUAUGUAUAUUUGUAAUGUCUUCGUUCUGUUAUUUGUUAAUGCUUGAAGUAUUCAAAAUCUCUUACCUCUUUAUUUCUGAUCGUGAAUUUGACAUCAUUGGGUCAGCGUAUGGCAGAAACUAGUAAUUAUCAAGGUUGCUCACUGACACUACUCCUACUUAACUUCGUUGUAGGCUUACUAAUGGGCGUAACCAAAAGGUACCGCUAACUUCACAGAGAUUAAUCUACAUCCUGAAGGUCAUCUGGUUGAUGAUAUUGUCCUGUUAAGUGAAGAU
Heterobilharzia americana is the source of this 4148-nucleotide messenger RNA. The record is from the annotation of a GenBank genome assembly. Lineage: Eukaryota; Metazoa; Platyhelminthes; Trematoda; Strigeidida; Schistosomatidae.